UUGUUUUCCUCUUCCUUUACCCUUUCUCCCUUCCUAGAACAUAUUCUUAUUUUCCUCUCUUUCCUCUUUGUCUUCCUAAAGAAAAGUAUAUCUUGCACCACUUGUUCAACCCCUCUCUGUUUAAUAAAAUUACGUAAGCAAACUCAUAAAAACAAAGAAAAAACACUCUUUGGGGAAUCAGUGGUCAGGGCAGGAAGCCUCCAUUUGGGGGAGACAAGAGGGGAUUUGCUUUAUAAUUUAUCCUACAUAGAGACAGUGACGAAAAUGAUUCGCAGGAAAGGGACAAAAUGUUAUUUACUUUGCCUGCGAGGAAAGUGCAUCUGAUUUUUUUGACAGCCGGGACCUGAGGGAAAGUCUCACCUCUAGUAAGAGAAAACGUACUUUUAAAGAGGGUCUCAGUGUAAUUGUCCUAAAUAGAAGGAAAGAGUGCGAAGGCGGAGCUUGCUAGUGAACCCGCGCCACCCAGAAGUUUCACUGAAAGUUUCCUAAACGAGCUCUCAGUAGCAUUUGUACGACCCUGGGGAGGUGGCACGGGGAGGGUGAUCUCCCAUUCAAUAGAAUGCAGAUGUCCCUUUAAGGUUUGCCUCUCUCUCUCCGUGGACUUUAGCCUAAACACCGAGUGAAGCUUGCUUUAUUUGUACAUGAGCACAGAUUUUGGGAAUCAGCCAGUUGCAAUUUGAAAGACCAAGAACGAAAAGGGAGGGGCGAUGUGGCAAUUCAUCUUGGAUGUGAAAAGCGUGGAGAGGACUUAGAAGCAUUUGCCGAAAACACAGGAAAUUACCCCCUCGGCUGCUGCUGCUGCUGUUGCUGUUGCGCUGCCACUGCCACUGCCACUGCUGCUGCUGCCACAGCUGUUUGAAGAACUGAAGAAGUAUCUCAGAAGCAGCGCUCCGGCCGGUUUGUUCAGGGCAACUUGAAGCGUGUCCCAGCUGAGACAGGGAGCCCUAGAGAGCCUGCCCUAUCUCUCCUGCCUGUGCCAGGCUGGUCAUGGCCCGCCAGUGCUGCACCAGGCCAGGUGUCGCUGUCGCAUGUUGGUUGCUUAUCGUGAUCUUGGACUUCUGUAUAUCCUUCAAUGUGGAUGUGAAAAAUGCAAUGACCUUCAGUGGCCCAGUGGAGGACAUGUUUGGAUACACAGUUCAACAAUAUGAAAAUGAAGAAGGCAAAUGGGUGCUCAUUGGUUCUCCACUGGUUGGCCAACCCAAGAACAGAACUGGUGAUGUUUAUAAAUGUCCAGUAGGGCGAGGAGAAUCAUUACCGUGUAUAAAAUUGGAUCUUCCAGUUUAUACAUCUAUUCCAAAUGUCACGGAAGUAAAGGAGAACAUGACGUUUGGAUCCACUUUAGUCACUAACCCAAAAGGCGGAUUUCUGGCUUGUGGGCCUUUGUAUGCUUACAGAUGUGGACAUUCACAUUAUACAACUGGCAUCUGUUCAGAUGUGGAUUCCAAAUUUCAGGUUGUGAACUCCAUUGCACCAUCUGUUCAAGGAUGCAGUACCCAACUGGACAUUGUCAUAGUGCUGGAUGGUUCAAACAGUAUUUACCCUUGGACAAGUGUAAUAGAUUUUUUAAAUAGUUUACUUGGGAAAAUGGACAUUGGUCCCAAACAAACACAGGUUGGAAUUGUACAGUAUAGUGAAAAUGUGACCCAUGAAUUUAAUCUCAAUAAAUAUACAACAACUGAAGAAGUGCUCCUUGCAGCUAACCAGAUAGAGCAGAGGCAAGGCCGCCAAACAAUGACAGCUCUGGGAAUAGAUACAGCAAGGAAAGAGGCCUUCACUAAAGCCAGGGGUGCCCGAAAUGGGGUUAAAAAAGUCAUGGUGAUCGUGACUGAUGGAGAAUCCCACGACAACCAUAGACUGAAUAAAGUCAUUCAAGAGUGUGAAGAAGAAGAUAUUCAGCGAUUCGCCAUAGCUAUUCUUGGUCACUAUAACCGAGGGAAUUUGAGCACUGAGAAAUUUGUGGAAGAAAUAAAAUCAAUUGCAAGUGAGCCUACUGAAAAGCAUUUCUUCAAUGUCUCUGAUGAAUUCGCACUAGUCACUAUUGCUGAAGGUCUGGGAGAAAGAAUAUUUGCCUUGGAAGCCACGACUGACUUGUCAGCAGCCUCAUUUGAGAUGGAAAUGUCCCAGACUGGAUUUAGUGCUCAUUAUUCACAAGACUGGGUUAUGCUUGGAGCUGUUGGGGCCUAUGACUGGAAUGGAACAGUUGUCAUGCAGAAAGACAACCAAAUUAUAACCCCACCAAACAAUUCCUUUAAUGUUGAGGCUACUAAGAAAAAUGAGCCACUUGCUUCCUAUUUAGGUUAUAUGGUGAACUCGGCCACCAUUCCUGGGGAUGUGAUCUACAUCGCUGGUCAGCCCCGCUAUAAUCACACAGGCCAAGUCAUUACUUACACAAUGGAAGGCCAAGACAUCAAGAUUCUCCAAACCCUCAGUGGAGAACAAAUUGGGUCUUACUUUGGCAGUGUUUUAACAACAAUUGAUGUUGAUAAAGACUCCUUCACUGAUAUCCUACUGGUUGGAGCUCCCAUGUAUAUGGGAACAGAGAAAGAGGAACAAGGAAAAGUAUAUGUGUAUGCUUUGAAUAAGACUAGGUUUGAAUACCAGAUGAGCCUGGAGCCCAUUAAGCAAACUUGCUGUUCAUCCCUCAAGCACGAUUCCUGCAAGAAGAAAAACAAAAAUGAGCCUUGUGGGGCUCGUUUUGGAACAGCAAUUGCUUCUGUGAAGGACCUCAACCUUGAUGGAUUUAAUGAUAUAGUGAUCGGUGCUCCCUUAGAAGAUGAUCAUGGAGGGGCCGUGUACAUUUAUCAUGGAAGUGGCAAGACUAUAAAGAAAGAAUAUGCGCAACGUAUUCCAUCAGGUGGAGAUGGAGAAACACUGAAAUUUUUUGGCCAGUCUAUACAUGGAGAAAUGGAUUUAAACGGAGAUGGACUGACUGAUGUGACCAUCGGAGGCCUUGGUGGUGCUGCCCUCUUCUGGUCUCGAGACGUAGCUGAAGUUAAAGUUACCAUGACUUUUACUCCCAAUAAAGUAAAUAUUCAAAAGAAAAACUGUAAGAUGGAGGGGAAGGAAACAGUAUGCAUAAAUGCUACCAUGUGUUUUCAUGUCAAACUGAAAUCAAAAGAAGAUACAGAUUAUGUAGCUGAUCUGCAAUACCGAGUUACAUUAGACUCACUAAGACAGAUAUCACGAAGUUUCUUCUCUGGAACACAAGAAAGAAAGAUUCAAAAAAACAUCACAGUCCGGAGAUCAGAAUGUACUAAUCAUUACUUCUACAUGUUGGACAAACAUGACUUUCGGGAUUCAGUGAAGGUAUCAUUGGAUUUUAAUCUUUCAGAUCCAGAAAAUGGGCCUGUUCUUGAUGGUGAUCUGCCUAAUUCCAUACAUGAAUAUAUUCCUUUUGCAAAAGAUUGUGGAAACAAGGAGAAAUGCAUCUCAGAUUUGGCUCUGACUGUAUCAACCACAGAAAAAGACUUACUCAUUGUUAAGUCUCACAGUGAUAAAUUCAGCAUGGAUCUGACCAUCAGGAAUAAAAAGGACAGUGCCUACAAUACCAGGGCCAUUGUCCAGGCCUCUCCAAAUGUAAUUUUUUCAGGAAUUGAGGGUAUUCAAAAAGACAGCUGUGAAUCCAAUCAGAAUAUCACAUGCAAAGUUGGCUAUCCUUUCCUGAAAAGAGGAGAAGAGAUAUCUUUCAAAAUACUCUUUCAAUUUAAUAUUUCCUAUCUUAUGGAAAAUGUGACCAUUCACAUAAGUGUAACAAGUGACAGUGAAGAACCUUUGGAGACACUUUCUGACAAUGAAGUAGAUAUUUCUAUUCCAGUAAAAUAUGAAGCUGGACUCCAAUUUUCCAGCUCUGCAAGUGAAUAUCACAUUUCAAUUGCGGCCAAUGAUACAGUUCCUGACAUUAUUAAUUCAACCAGUGACAUCGGAAACGAAAUCAACGUUUUCUACUUGAUCCGAAAAAGUGGGCAUAUUCCCAUACCAGAGCUUAAGCUGAAUAUUUCAUUCCCCAACUUAACAUCAGAUGAAUACCCUGUACUUUACCUAAUUGAAUGGUCAUCUUCUGAUAAUGUUAAUUGUAGACCAACUAGCCUUCAAGAUCCUUUCAACAUCAACUUUGGAAAGAAAAUGAUACCAAAAUCUGGAGAACUCAAGCGAGGCACUAUAUCGAACUGCAAUACCUGCAAAUUUGCAACCAUUGAGUGUAAUCUGAUCCCUUCUGAUGUAAGCCAAAUAAAUAUUACAUUCAUCUUGUGGAAGUCGACAUUUAUAAAAGCAAGUUUUUCCAGUUUGAAUCUUACUAUAAAGGCAGAACUUCAUAGUGAAAACUCAUCAUUGGUAUUAAGUAGUAGUAACCAGAAAAGAGAGCUGGCUAUUCAGAUAUCAAAAGAUCUUCUACCUGGUCAAGUGCCAUUGUGGGUGAUCCUUCUGAGUGCUUUUGCAGGAUUCCUGCUAUUGAUGCUCCUUAUAUUAGCAUUAUGGAAGAUUGGAUUCUUCAAAAGGCCAUUAAAGAAGAAGAUGGAAAAAUGAAAUUCCAUACCAGAGGAGGAAAACAGCAAUUGUUCAAUUAUCUGUCCUCAGGCUUGCUUCAAAUUUGUGACCAGAAAAAUUCUUGAUAUAAUUAUCAUCUACAUGGUCACAUGCCUUUGUUCCAUUAAGGAAUUAAUCACUCAGAAAAAAAAAAGAUCAAUAAUGAUCCCAAAAGAUGAUGAUAAAUUUAUAUUUGUAAAAUAUCAGGAAAUAUUUUAAAAUAAUUACUCGUUUUUGCUGAGUAAUUGAAUUUAAUAUUACAAAGUGUUUUGAAUAGAAAGGACAGCCUAUUCAAACGUGUUUCAGAAAUGAAGGAAAAAUAUUGUCAGACUCAUGGAAGCAUGUUUUGUUUUGUUUUGUUUUUUUCCUCCAGAAAAAUACAAGUUAGAUUUUCUUUCUCUGACCUCAAUGGAAAUCUAGACUUUCAGAGUUUGAAAAUGUACGUGCCAGGAAAAGUCUCACUUGCUAGGGUCACUUCCCAUCAUGCACAACUGAGCUCAAGGGAGAGGACGUUGUGUAACAUGAACUCAUGACACAGAGGAGACAAAAAACAGAAUGAAACAGGAUCAUACAGCAGGUAGCCUUUGGGUCAUUUCUGUCCAUUUCCCAGGGUGUCUAAAAAGCAAAGUCUAUACAGCUGAAAUUCUAUCCCAAGUUGAGAAUGAAGAUAAAAGCACUGUUAGAAAACAAGCAUAGGUUUAUAAGCUUUUAUUAGGCACACUGAACUCUCAUUUCUGAGCUUUAAGAAUCAAUGUAAAAUGUCAUGGUAGUGAAAAAAGCAUUUAAAAACAAUUUUUAAUUUUAUGUGUACCUUAAAAAAUGUGAUGUGAUUUAUUCCCAAAGAAUUCAAUGUGAGGGAUAUACUGAAUUGACUUUUGAAAAAUGGAAUUUGUUGGUAAAUGACUAUGAAGUGCCUAUUGCACCUUUGUGAAUCACUUUUGAGUUUUGAGGGACCCAGAAUUCCCAUUUUCUAAGACAGCCCAAAAAAAUGAGUUCUCUUAAGUUCUUGUACAGGGUUGAUUCAAAUCAAAAACUAGGACAGGGUUUUUAUUUUGUUUUGUUUUGUUUUGUGUUUUUUAUUUUGUUUCUUGAGGAUUAUUUUUUCAAAUGCAUUUCUAAUAUUCUGUAAAAGACAAAAUUCCAUUUUCAUAUAAGACUUCACCAAAAAGUGUUUCCAGUGCAUGAGCUACACAUAUGUAUCAAGUAAAUAGAUCACUAGAAAUAUAUUUAAGGCAUUUUGUGUUUGAAAGCUGGCAACAACAAGAAGUCACUGCUCCAUAUUUAACUUCUUUUUUUUUUUCAAAUCAUUUCCUAAGGCAAAUAGAGUUAAUCAGAAAACCAGCUGCCAUGAACAAUUCAUUUAUUUCCUGUGACAAUACAAAUGAAUGAAUGUAUAGUAGUUGUAUCAUUCAAUAAACAUUGAAUAAGUGCC
Molecule: messenger RNA, 5956 nt
Organism: Antechinus flavipes (yellow-footed antechinus)
Lineage: Eukaryota; Metazoa; Chordata; Mammalia; Dasyuromorphia; Dasyuridae
Gene: ITGA1
Product: integrin subunit alpha 1
Exons: 29
Coding region: 988-4524 (1178 amino acids)
Biological process (GO): cell-cell adhesion; integrin-mediated signaling pathway; cell adhesion mediated by integrin
Cellular component (GO): external side of plasma membrane; integrin complex
Molecular function (GO): integrin binding
Source: RefSeq, a predicted model, not a curated record